Penicillium argentinense is the source of this 507-nucleotide messenger RNA. RefSeq names its product ML domain-containing protein. NCBI's taxonomy places the organism in Eukaryota, Fungi, Ascomycota, Eurotiomycetes, Eurotiales, Aspergillaceae. The transcript is spliced from 3 exons. Gene Ontology annotation, molecular function: sterol binding. Gene Ontology annotation, biological process: intracellular sterol transport. The coding region runs from base 1 to 507 and encodes 168 amino acids. The record is from RefSeq and is a predicted model, not a curated record.
AUGAAGUUCUUAUCAGUCUUGACCCUGCUUCUCGCUUCUCCGCUCGUUUCAGCGGCCUCGUUCCCCUCUAUCUUCGAUCCUACCCAGGCAACGCUCGCCACUCAGGACGACAAGGAGCUCGAUGUUCCUGGACAAAACCCCCUGAAGUACUGCGUGGACCCGGCUGGCCAGAUCCUGACGAUCAAGUCGGUCGACUUGUCGCCCAAUCCUCCUGCAGCGGGCCAGACACUUACUAUCAACGCUAGCGGUACUCUGUCCGAGACUGUGGACAAGGGCGCCAAGGUGGCUUUGACGGUCAAAUGGGGCCUCAUCACUCUGAUUAGCCAAGAAGUCGACCUGUGCGAUCAGAUCAAGAACGUCGAUCUGGAAUGUCCUUUGAACAAGGGUGAAAUGACCCUGAAGAAGGAUGGUGCAGCUGCCAAAGGCAAUCCCAAAGUCCUCGCGGAUGUCUACACCAAGGACCAGAAGAAGGUUACUUGCUUGAAGGCCGACAACAUCCAGUUCUAG